UGGACGGACACACACACACACACACACACACACACACACACAGAGCCUUUCUGACUUAGCCUAAGCCCCACUUGGGAGAUGAGCCGUCUUCUGUCUGCUCUUGGAACUGCGCUCUGCUGCUUCCCCGCCCAUCUGUGCUGUCAGCAGCUCCGGCAAAGUUUGUCUCCAACUUGAACGGAGCUGAAGACUCCAGCUUCCUGGAGCUCCACAGAGCAGCAGGCAGGCCCAGCCUCUGGACUCAGCUGGCCUGGAGAAGCCAACCCUGCCAGCCCCCAGCUGGUCCCUGCCCUCCUGGGUGACACGUCUGCCCCUGACCUAUAGGCCCCUAGGCUGGGCUGAGGAAUGGUGCACUGAGGUCCCUCUGGAGCCCCUCGUCCAGGUCUGGAGCUGGACCAGCCCAAGGCCCAGACCAACAUGGCCAACCCCGGGCAGCCUCAGUUUGCCCCAGCGCAGGGGCCAGGCAUCGCCUCACCCCUGGACCUGCCAGAGAUGGAGAAGCUCCUCACCAAGGUCGGGGGCCAGGAUGACAAGCCCCUGAAGCUGUCCAAGUCCCUCUCGGGGGCUUUGGACCUGGAGCAGAAUGGCCAUGGCCUGCCGUUCAAGGUGGUACCCGAGGGGCACCGGGAGCCCUCACUCGCCCUGUCAUCCUCCCGGGCCAGCUCGAGGCGGCCGUCCUCCAUUGCCACCACCUCCUAUGCCCAGGAUAGAGAAGUUCCCAAAGAUUACCUCAUCCUUGCCAUCGUCUCCUGCUUCUGCCCUGUCUGGCCCCUCAACCUCAUCCCCCUCAUCUUUUCCAUCAUGUCUCGAAGUAGUGUGCAGCAGGGGGACCUGGACGGGGCCCGCAGGCUGGGCCGCCUGGCCCGGAUGCUCAGCAUCACCUUCAUCAUCAUGGGGAUCGUCAUCAUCAUCGUGGCCGUGACUGUCAACUUUGCAGUUCAGAAGAAAUAAAACUUGGGGGCUGUGGGAGCAGAGGCAGGCCCCGGCCUCGGGAGAGCUCCAACCCGCACGCCCCAUGACCACGGAGGACAGGACUGUGACUGCCAAGGCCCCACCUGUCCCCCAGCUCCAAAAGCACCAACUUGGAGGAAACCCUCAAGUCACCCCAUUGUCAGUCCACAUCUAAUGGGAAAAACCAGAGGAAGAAAGGAAGGGAGGAAAUGAAACUGACUGUGAAACCAACAAAUAACGUGGUUUAGUCUCAUGGACAUAUCCCGGCAUUUUAACCUCAGGGUUCUGGCUGGUUUCUCAUCCCCACAAUUUCCUGGGUUCUACCAAGCAGCAUAUACUGCCAGAGUGAGAAGAAACCAGCCCCACAAACAAGACUACGGUGGGGAGAGAGGUAGCACCGUCCCUGCAUGUCUAAUGAUCAGGAGCAAACACGGGGGACUUUACCUUUUGUAUUUUUCUUGAGGCGGGAUGAAAGACUGUGUGCAUGUCUUGUGCCCCAUGCCUGCUGCGACCCCAGCUGGUGCUCUGAGCUCAGAGGCCAAGCUGCUGCUCCGCACAUGCCCUGGAACCCCUCGGACACACAGGAUGUGCAGCUGCCCUGGAAGAGGCCACAGCCACACUUAAAUCCUCCAUUGCAGGGUGGAGGCACCAAGAGGAAUGCUGGUGAAGGCAGGAACAGGGACAGCACAACCCAUGGACCUCUUCCUAAGCUUUUCAGCCUCAGGAGCAUCUCCCAGGAUGACCCAGCCUGCCUCUUGCUCCUACCUGGGCUGUAGCCUGGAGCACCAACCAAGAACUCCUGGGGCCUGACCCCACCUCCAGGUCAGCCAGUGAAGGGGAAUCCAUGCCUGAGCUCUCAUCCUGCCAUGGCCUCCUUGGAGGACUGGGAUACAAACCUGGGGAUACAAAUCCCAGUGGCCCACCUGGGGAAUAAACUCCAAUCUCAUGCCAAGGGGCUCAGGGCCCCCAUGCAAAGUGGCAGAGGGUCCUCAUGUAGAAUGGCUCAGGUAGGGCAUGGGCUCCCAGCCCAGCUGCAUCUGAUGCUCUGUGCCUCACCCUGUGCCCCUGGCCAUCCACAUACAGCAAAGGCUUCCCCUGGAGUCGGCUUUAGAACCACUGCUGGUGGGACUUCCCAUGGGCUCCCAGGACAUUAGGGGUGUCUGUGCCUCCUGCGGGGGCAGGGGCUGAAGAGUUUUUAAUGGUUUGUUGUUUAUUGGAUCUAGAGAUUCCAAGACAGAGGGAAGAGCUCAGCUGAAGGGUCCUGACUUUGGGGACCCCAGGUUUGGG
Messenger RNA from Camelus dromedarius (Arabian camel), 2235 nucleotides. It is a transcript of the gene TRARG1, whose product is annotated as trafficking regulator of GLUT4 (SLC2A4) 1. The transcript is spliced from 3 exons. Gene Ontology annotation, cellular component: membrane. NCBI's taxonomy places the organism in Eukaryota, Metazoa, Chordata, Mammalia, Artiodactyla, Camelidae. The coding region runs from base 415 to 948 and encodes 177 amino acids. The record is from RefSeq and is a predicted model, not a curated record.